Messenger RNA from Linum trigynum, 2198 nucleotides. The record is from the annotation of a GenBank genome assembly. Lineage: Eukaryota; Viridiplantae; Streptophyta; Magnoliopsida; Malpighiales; Linaceae.
AACUAAGGAUGACAAUGAUCUAACGUGGUACUUUGUUCUUUUGCUUCAUAUGCCUUACACCUGGAAAAUGUAAUCGUUAAGGUUUUGUACCUCAUUGUUGGCUGUCCUCCCCACUAAAACACAGGUCCAUAGCAUAUUUGGACUGUAGUGGCGUGCAUGGUACUUCUUUGUCCAAACACUUCAUAAUUAGAUAGGAGGGGCCUUUAAUUCGAAAUCCUUUGGAAGAAGACUGGAUGGGAUCAGAAUCCAAUCCUUAAUUUUCUUGGUGAUUAAUGAACUAAUGAUGGUCCCUAUGCAUAUAGCUUGGGUUUGUUAAUGUGUCAAUGUCAUCAAUUAGAGUCCACGAAGCCUUAACCACGGUCUGAUCAAUCUCCUAAUUCUGGGUUUGGAGGGAAAUUUUAGUUAACUAUCGCUAGACAUACUGUGUAGGUUCGUCUUUCGGGGGAAUUCUAGGUUAGAUGUACUAUAUAUUUUUUUAUAGGGAAAUCUGCAUUUUAUUCAGGCCUCGCGGGGCUCAUUUUCUAAAACAGAAAGGAGGAAGAAAGGUGGGUUGGAAGCCCAUUGUUCUUGGGCAUCCCAAUUACAAUUUGCAUGGACCAGAAUGUGGGCCGCUCUAUUGCAAUCUCUUUUAGCAAAGUUCCACCUGAUAGAGUCCACUCUAUUGGCCUCUUCUUUUAGCUCCCUGACCAAAGGGCCAACUUCCAAUCUUGUCUCCUCCGGCUUCUGCAACGUGAGGAAUGCGUUUUGGCAGUCAGUUUCCACCACAACGAAGGUUAGGCCAUGCAUCUCCACCUGUUGGAUGCCAAAUUCAAUCGCUUUUAACUCCGCAAGCUCCGGCGUCCAUCGUCUUCUUUCUCUCCUGUAUCAUGGAAGAUCACGGCAUCAACGUUCAUCUUAAUCCAGCCUUCCGGUUACAGGUAAGCCCCUCACGCCGCCCUCUAUUAGCUUCCUUGAUGCGGGUAGACUUUCCAUUACCAAUCACUUUCGCCAAUUCAGAAUCCAUCCGUUUCCAUACAUCACAAAUACUCGCCCAGAUCCAAGAAGCACGACCACCUUUACGAGCCUCUCGAAAGUUACUCUGAGGGAAGUAAAGACCUUUCAAAAGUCUCACCCAAAGGGAGUUCGGAGAGGAGAUGGUCCUCCAUGCAUGCUUAGCCAGGAGAGCCAGGUUGACGAAUUGAAACGGUAGAAAACCCAACCCAUCUUCUUCUUUCGGAGCAUACAAAACAUUGCCAGCCCGUCGUGGAUAGUCUUCUUUGAUGUGGAUCCUGACCAGAAGAAUCUUUUAAGCAUACUAUCGAUCUUGUUGGUGGACGCCCGGGGGAACAUGAAAAUACACAUCAAGUAGGUGGGGAUAGCUUGGAAAAUAGAUUUAAGAAGUACUUCCUUUCCUCCUGGAGACAGAAGCAUACUUUGCCAAUUUUCUCCCUUGGCUCCCAUACAAUCAAUAAGGAACUUAAAAGUAUCCUUCUUAGAUCUGCCCCAAGACGCCUCCUCCGGAGAAGCUUCUCCAAAGAUGACUGUAUCAUCCACAAAGAGGCAAUGGGUAAGACGGGGACAUCUAUUGUUAAGUUUCAAACCUUUAAUAUGAUGAUUGUUGCAGGACUUUUCAAUGAGAAAAGAGAUGGCAUUCGUCAUGAGAAUGAACAGAAGCGAGGAAAGUGGUUCUCCCUGCCGAAUGUCCCUUGAGGAGACGAACUCCUCAUAAGGAGAGCCAUUGAAAAGAACCCUGAAUUUAAAAGUAGAGAUACAAGAACGGACCCAACCACACCAAGUAGAGUCAAAAUCAUACGCCCUGAGAAGACUAAUUAAACAAUCUCAUUCUACCAGAUCCAAAGCUUUCCUCAUAUCCAACUUAAGCAUCAUAACUUUCCUCUUCCCGGUCUUGUGCUUUUUGAAAUGAUUAAAGACUUCUUGAACAAUAAUGAUAUUAUCCUGAAUUUGGUGGCCCAGUGAAAGCUGAUUGCAGUUUUGGGAUGAUAAAUGGUAACCAGAUUUGAAGCCUAGAAGUCAUGAUUUUUGUGAUAACUUUGUACUUGACGUUACAACAACUCAUGGUAAGGAAAAUGCUAAACGAUUCAGGGUUGAGAACCUUGGAUGGUGGCAUUUGUUGCUUGGAUUUGAUGAGGUGGUUUUGGAUGAAUUCUGCAUAAUGAGUCAGGGUUUAUGUGGCUAAGUAAUGAAAUAGGUUAUUUAAA